Molecule: messenger RNA, 1247 nt
Organism: Brassica oleracea var. oleracea
Lineage: Eukaryota; Viridiplantae; Streptophyta; Magnoliopsida; Brassicales; Brassicaceae
Product: putative F-box/kelch-repeat protein At4g19330
Exons: 1
Coding region: 1-1230 (409 amino acids)
Molecular function (GO): protein binding
Source: RefSeq, a predicted model, not a curated record
AUGGAAGUACCAAAGGAGUCAAUCCUUUCUGCUCCAUCGCAACCAUCUCGGACGUCGUUUUCAUCACUACCAGAGGACAUCGUUUUGAGUAUAUUGGCUCGCAUAUCGACAUCGCAUUACCCUAAACUCUCUUCUGUCUCCAAGAGCUUCCGCUCGCUCAUACCCUCGAAGGACCUCAAGCAUGCGCGAUCCCGCCAUGAAACAAGAGAAAAUCGUGUUUAUGUCUGCCUACAAUCGCACAUCCAUCCGUGUAACCACAGAUGGUUCAGUCUGUGGAUAAAACCUGAUGAUCAUCAAACCCUAACGCAUCCUUGUAACGAUAGAUGGGUCGGUUUCUGGACAGACCCUGACCAGCAUCAAACCCUAGCAUGUUGCGUGAGCGAAGACAAAACUACCAGAAAUUUGCUGGUACCAAUUCCGUCUUCUUAUUCUCCCUACUUACCAAAGCUCUAUGAAAUGGCUGGUUCAGAUAUAUAUGCAAUAGGUGGCGGACACAACCCAUCGUCCUCUACCACAGUGCGGGUCUGUAAUGAGCUGGUCGGUAAAUGGCGUGAAGCCCCUAGCAUGAUGGUUGCUCGUAAGAAUGCCUUUACAUGCUCCCUCAAUGGGAAAAUAUAUGUAAUUGGAGGAUGUGAAUCAGGUGAAUCUGAGUGUUGGGCUGAGGUUUUCGACCCAAAGACUCAAACAUGGGAACCUUUACCGGAUCCUGGCACUAGGCUCCGGUUCUCUUCCAUUAAAAAUCUCGACGCCCAACAAGAUAGAAUUUACUUGAGGACCAAUAAAAAGAACUUUGUUUACCUUAUAGAAGAAAAUAGGUGGGAGGUUGUUGAUGAAAACAUUGGGGAGAGUGAAUGUAAGGUAGAUAAUACUUGGUACUGUUAUGCUAAUGAUGGUUUACACUGGUGGCAUGAGACAAAGUAUUGUGAAGAAUGGAGAUUGGUCAAAGGUUUGACGGAGCUUGAUCUGCAUUUUAGAAGAGGACAUGGAAUGGAAAUAGUUAGUUAUGGUAGAAAACUCGUUAUCUUUUGGGUUGGUUUGACAGAAAUGUUAGAUGAUUUUCCUCUUAGCCUACCACCAUCUGAAAAUUUCUUUUCUGAAAUUUGGUGUGCUGUGGUUUUGCUUGAAACACGUCAUGAUGAUGAAAUUUGGGGUCAGAUUGAAUGGGUUGAUCUUGUGCUUAGAGUCCCUUCGUCACAUACACUCUUGCGCUGUGUGGAGCUAGUGCAAUGAUCGACAAUAUGCCUUUG